Messenger RNA from Ascoidea rubescens DSM 1968, 551 nucleotides. RefSeq names its product 60S ribosomal protein eL31 (gene RPL31B). Bases 92 to 448 code for a protein of 118 amino acids. The record is from RefSeq and is a predicted model, not a curated record. Gene Ontology annotation, cellular component: cytosolic large ribosomal subunit; ribosome. Gene Ontology annotation, biological process: cytoplasmic translation. The transcript is spliced from 2 exons. Lineage: Eukaryota; Fungi; Ascomycota; Saccharomycetes; Ascoideales; Ascoideaceae. Gene Ontology annotation, molecular function: structural constituent of ribosome.
AAUUACUUAAAAAUUGACAAUUAUAUAUUAUCGUUGACAAAAUUAAUUCAAAUAUAAUCAAAUAUAAUUCAUAAUUUUUAAAUAAUAAAAAAUGUCUAACAAUAGAAGUGCUCUCAAAGACGUUGUCACUUGUGAAUAUACCAUCAAUCUCCACAAAAGAUUGUUUGGAAAACAAUUCAAAAAACGUGCUCCAAAGGCUGUUAAAGAAAUUAAAAAAUUUGCUACUUUACAUAUGGGCACAAAAGACGUUCGUAUUGAUCCAAAAUUAAAUCAAGAAAUCUGGAAACGUGGUAUUCAAGGUGUUCCAUACAGAUUAAGAAUUAAAAUCUCAAGAAAACGUAACGAAGAAGAAGAUGCUUCUGAAAAAUUAUUUUCUUAUGUUGAACCAGUUUUUGUUGCUUCUGCUAAGGGUUUAGAAACUGUUGUUGUUGACGAAGAUGAUGAAUAAAUUAUUUAUUAAUUAUCGUAAUUAUCAUAAUUAUAAUAUAAUAUACAUUUUUUAUUUAUUCAGUCUGUCAUAAUAAACAAUAACCAAACAUUUUUAAUUAAAU